Molecule: messenger RNA, 3504 nt
Organism: Monopterus albus (swamp eel)
Lineage: Eukaryota; Metazoa; Chordata; Actinopteri; Synbranchiformes; Synbranchidae
Gene: vac14
Product: vac14 homolog (S. cerevisiae)
Exons: 1
Coding region: 129-2495 (788 amino acids)
Biological process (GO): phosphatidylinositol biosynthetic process
Cellular component (GO): PAS complex; endosome membrane
Source: RefSeq, a predicted model, not a curated record
UGUAUCACAAGGCUUCCUCGUUUGGAAAGGAAAGCGAUGUGUUUUCUCUAAUCAAUGAUAAUACAUGCCGGCUGCUGUUCCAUCGUCGCUCUCGGUAGACAGGAUCCAGUAUAACCACAGCUAAGAACAUGAAUUCGGAGAAGGACUUUUCGCCUCUGACGCCCAACAUCGUCAGGGCUCUGAAUGAUAAACUGUACGAGAAGAGGAAAGUGGCAGCUCUAGAAAUUGAGAAACUGGUGCGGGAAUUUGUGGCCCAGAACAACUCCACUCAAAUCAGGCAUGUAAUCCAGAUUCUGGCCUCGGAAUUUGCCCUUUCCCAGCAUCCCCACAGCCGCAAAGGGGGUCUCAUUGGACUGGCAGCUUGCUCAAUCGCCCUCGGCAAAGACUCAGGUCUGUAUCUGAAGGAGCUUAUUGAGCCUGUACUCACAUGCUUUAAUGACUCAGACAGCCGUUUGCGCUACUAUGCCUGUGAGGCCCUCUAUAACAUAGUCAAGGUGGCCAGAGGAGCUGUGCUGCCCCACUUCAACCUGCUCUUUGAUGGUCUCAGCAAACUUGCAGCAGAUCCGGAUCCAAAUGUGAAAAGCGGAUCUGAACUCCUGGACAGACUGCUCAAAGACAUAGUGACAGAAAGUAACAAGUUUGAUUUGGUGGCAUUUGUCCCUCUGCUGAGGGAGAGGAUCUACUCCAAUAAUCAGUAUGCCAGACAGUUCAUUAUUUCUUGGAUCCAUGUUCUGGAGUCUGUGCCAGACAUCAACCUGUUAGACUACCUCCCUGAGAUCCUGGAUGGGCUCUUUCAGAUUCUGGGAGACAACAGCAAGGAGAUCCGUAGGAUGUGUGAGGUGGUGCUGGGAGAAUUUCUGAAGGAGAUUAAGAAGACUCCCUCUAGUGUGAAAUUUGCUGAGAUGGCCAACGUCCUGGUCAUCCACUGCCAGGCUGCAGAUGAGGCCAAACUCACAAACGACCUGAUCCAACUGACAGCUAUGACCUGGAUGAGAGAGUUUAUCCAGCUUGCAGGCAGAGUGGUUCUCCCUUACUCCUCUGGUAUCCUGACUGCAGUGCUACCUUGUCUCUCCUAUGAUGACAGAAAGAAGAAUACCAAAGAAGCAGCCAGUGCCUGCAAUCACAGUUUGAUGAAGCUGGUGACCCCUGAGGAUGAUGAGGAUGAGGAAGAAGAGGGAAGUGGAAGCACUGGUUCACUGUCUAAGGAAGAAGGCCAGCCCCUGGCAGAGGCAGACAGCACUGAUAUGCUGAAUGCAUCACAAGAAUCUGUUGGCUUCAGUAAUAUCAGCUUUUUUACUCCAGCGAGUGCUGACAGGCCACAGGUAACUCUGGACCUAGACGGCAUUGUUCAGGUGUUGGACCGCCACCUCCACGACUCUUCCACUGGCAUGAUGACUCGCAUAGCUGUACUUAAAUGGCUCUACCACCUCUACAUCAAAACACCACGAAAAAUGUUCCGCCACACAGACAGCCUGUUUCCCAUGCUGCUGAAGACAUUGUCUGAUGAGUCUGAUGAGGUUAUACUGAAAGAUCUGGAGGUAUUAGCUGAGAUAGCAUCAUCUCCUGCUGGCCAAACAGACCAAACCAGCUCAUGUGACAGCACUGACCAUCGACUAGAGCUCAAGGUCCCAGAUGGUGUGAAGCUGGGGCAGCAGCACAGUUCCAGGGCAGUUGAUUCAUCCCCCUCCACUCCCAGUAUGAAUUCCUAUUUUUACAAGUUCAUGAUCAACCUGCUGAAACAUUUCAGUUUGGAGAGGAAGCUUCUGGACAUCAGGGGAGCUUUCAUCAUCAGGCAACUGUGUUUGUUGCUUCAUGCGGAGAACAUCUUCCACUCCAUGGCUGACAUCUUGCUGAAGGAGGAGGACCUAAAAUUUUCUUCCACUAUGGUUCAAACGCUCAACACUAUCCUGCUCACCUCUGCUGAGCUCUUCCAGUUACGCAAUCAGCUUAAAGACCUGCACACUCAGGAGAGCUGCGCUUUGUUUUGCUGCCUGUAUCGUUCUUGGUGCCACAACCCUGUGGCCACUGUGUCGCUCUGUUUCCUCACACAGAACUACAAACACGCCUAUGAUCUUAUCCAGAAGUUUGGAGACCUAGAGGUGACAGUAGACUUCCUCAUGGAGAUCGACAAGCUCGUACAACUCAUAGAAAGCCCCAUUUUCACCUACCUGCGUCUGCAGCUCCUGGAUGUGGAGAACAACCCAUAUCUGAUUAAGGCACUGUAUGGUCUGCUGAUGCUGCUGCCACAGAGCCAGGCGUUCCAGCUACUCUCCCACCGUUUGCAAUGUGUCCCUAACCCAGAGCUCAUGAGGACUGUGGAUGAGUCCAAGUAUAUGGACUCUAAACAGCAAAUAGUCACAAAACGUGCCUCUUACACUCAGAUUGAUUACAAUGAGCUGCUUCAGCAUUUUGACCAUGUCCAGAGCAAACACCUAGAGGUCCGACACCAGCGCUCCGGGCGUACGUCUGAUCAGUCCGACAGGAAGUUGAUGUGAAGCUGUAGCGACCUCUGGUCAUUGAAAACAGUGAAGGGUUGAUGAAUCAAAAAAUGUCAAGGACGGGAACAACCACCUUUGGAGAAAAAUGUUAUGAUUUUGAAGUGAAAAAGUAUUUGUGUAUGAUUUAAAAACUGAGAAACAGUGGGUAUACAAUGUCAAGAAACAACUCGUGUUUCUUUGCUAAUACUGAGGAGGAUGUUAUGUGACAUAGUAAACACACAUUAAAUGUUACUACUUAACGUGAUCAUAACUAGUGGUGGUAAUAAUAUGGCCUGAGUUCCCUGUCAGCACAUUUUUGUUGAUUUUUAUUUUUAUUGACACGUCAUUGUUAAAUACCACAGUUCUACCAUUUAAUGUGCAUGUGAACUACAUUAUUUUUAUGGUGUAUCCUGCCGUGUGCUCAGGCUUGCCUUAUUCUCAUGUCAGCCAGAAAAGAAAUUUCACAUGUAGAGUACUGAUGCAGCUUAAAUGAGAUUUUAAACUUUGGAUGCUGUGGAUGUCUGACCUGUAGCAUAGGCCCAUGCUGUUACUUUUUGUUAUACACCUCCAGCUUUUAAUUCCUUCUUAUAUAUCCUUCAGCUAAUAUGUAUUGCUCUUUAUUUGUACAGUGUCUGUCUUGAUUUCUUUAAAAGAUUUCCACUUUUGUCAUUCCUUUGUGAAAAUAAUAAAGUGGACCAUGUGAUUAAAACACUUUUCCAUGUUCAUAUAUUAAACACAAGCUCUGUUGUCAGUCGUAUGGUUAAAAGUGUGUGUAUGAGGGGAGGAGGAGAAGAAGGCAGCAGAUACAUUAGUAUUACUAAUGACCAAUGUCAUCUAACCUGCAGCCUUUUGAAAAUAGUUGAGCUUGUAUUACAGAAAGGACACUUGAGGAAAAUCUGUAACUGCAUUUAAGGAGUUGUCUUCAAAGACUUGUACAAUGUCCCCUUCAUUUGACAUUCUUAAAAUAAUUCUGCAGUAAAUGUUAUGCUAAAUUUUAACUGUACUGACAAUAACAAAAAUAUACACA